Molecule: messenger RNA, 2825 nt
Organism: Crotalus tigris (Tiger rattlesnake)
Lineage: Eukaryota; Metazoa; Chordata; Lepidosauria; Squamata; Viperidae
Gene: RHOB
Product: ras homolog family member B
Exons: 1
Coding region: 684-1274 (196 amino acids)
Biological process (GO): small GTPase-mediated signal transduction
Molecular function (GO): GTP binding; GTPase activity
Source: RefSeq, a predicted model, not a curated record
AAUCUCAGCAGCUCUCGAAAUCGCAGACAAGACCCCUCCCUCUUUCAUGAUCGACUGUCAGUCACUUCCUGCUUCCCCCUCCUCAGCGCCUGCAAUACUCUCCACCAAUCAUCCGCCUCCUCCAAACCAAUGACAUCAUCCCUUUCCUUUCCAUUGGCCAGCUAUAUUAAGAAAGUAGCCGGCCCCUUUAAAUACCAGCGUCCGACUGUCGCGGUGCUAUGGCAUAAAGUACCGAGUACUUGGGCGGCAGGAGCACUCUUUGGACAAAAAAGAAAAGGUGGAAGCCGGAGCAAAACUUGCAGAAAAACUGCCGCCCCUUUUUUUGCUCUUGUGCUCUCGGUUUCUCCCGUCUUGCCUCCGCGUCCCCUGGAAGGGAAUCCGGGGCAGAAGAGAGCAAGGAGACGAACUCCUCCUUCCAUGCAAGCAGGCAGAAGGCACCAGAGGAGCCAGCCAAGAACAGAACUGAGGCCCGGGCGAAGUGGGCGGUUCCCCCCUGCCUAAGCCGUGCGGAAGAGCCGUCGCUCCCUCCGGCGCCCGGAGAAGACAGUGCCGCCCGCUGCCCUUGCCACGCUGCCCUGUCGAAAAGGCGAAGAGCAGGAGUAGCAGCGACCAGGCGCCGGGAAGAGAGCGCUUCGGUCUCCCUGCUGGAGCACCAGAACAGGGCGGGGUUGGCGACCCUGGCCAUGGCGGCGAUCCGCAAGAAGCUGGUGGUGGUGGGAGACGGGGCGUGCGGGAAGACCUGCCUGCUGAUCGUCUUCAGCAAAGACGAGUUCCCGGAAGUCUACGUGCCCACCGUCUUCGAGAACUACGUGGCUGACAUCGAGGUGGACGGCAAGCAGGUGGAAUUGGCGCUUUGGGACACGGCAGGCCAGGAAGACUACGACCGCUUGCGUCCUCUCUCCUACCCGGACACCGACGUGAUCCUCAUGUGCUUCUCGGUGGACAGCCCCGACUCACUGGAGAACAUCCCGGAGAAAUGGGUGCCCGAGGUGAAGCACUUCUGCCCCAACGUGCCCAUCAUCUUGGUGGCCAACAAGAAAGAUUUGCGCAACGACGAGCACGUUCGCAACGAGCUGGCGCGCAUGAAGCAGGAGCCCGUCCGCACCGAGGACGGCCGGGCCAUGGCCAUUCGCAUCCAAGCCUACGAUUACCUCGAGUGCUCGGCCAAGACCAAGGAAGGCGUGCGGGAGGUGUUUGAGACGGCUACGAGAGCGGCUUUGCAGAAGCGCUACGGCACUCAGAACGGUUGCAUCAAUUGCUGCAAAGUGCUAUAAUACACCACGGACGCCGGGGGAGGGGGCGAGAGACAGGCGUCAAGGGACUGGGCUGACUCCUAAAGCCCGACGGAGAGUCGCACGCAAGAACAAACUCGGGGAGGGGUCGGACCGCACUCUUCGGGGAGGGGUGAGAGAGCAAGCUGCGCGCCCGCUCGGACGUGGGAAGCGCUGAUUUUCCACGAAGGGGCCCCCACCGGUUGAUGCAACUCCUGUUUGGUGAGCUUGGCUUUUCAGCCUGGCUCGCAUUUGCGAAGGACAGUCGUGGGGCUUCCACGGACCGAAGGCGCUCUUCUUUUUUCCUUGCUUGGAGAGGGCUUCCUAUUGGUGCCUCGCCGCGCCUAGAUCUCCCACGAAACAGCAGGAAGAGAUCGGAAGACCAUAGCUGCGCUCUUGCCUUGCUCCUCCCUCAGGAGGCUGGUGGACAGAUUUGCCUAGGUCGGGAUCCCCCCCUGCAAUCAAUCGGUGUUUUCCUUCAGGCUGGGAAGAGAGUCCUGCGUUGAGAACUGCUGAGAGGGAGGGAGGGAGGGAGGGGUAUCUGCUGAGUUGUACAUAGCCAAUUGUUUGAAUUGGGGCAAGGAAAGGAUGGGGCUUCUUUGACACUGGACUGGGACCUUGCUCUCUUUGAGACUGAUUCUAAUUUUUAUGGGGUAGGGUGGGGGUGAGUGGAUUGGGCUGUCUUCUUCCUAGCCCUUCCACGAUGAAAAGGUUUUCCUUCUGGAAAUAGCCCUUCUCAGAAGAAUGGGAUAAUAUGCUUGGGGUUAGAGAAUCCCCAAACUUCCCACAGUCUGGUGCCUGCUGUCCUUGAUAUGGUUUGGAUCCCCUCCUUUCUGUCUCCCCACCCUGUUUCAAUCUGACUUCUAUUGCAAAAGAACCUAUUUUGCACAAUGAUGAGGGUGUUUAUUUGGACACCUUAAUGCACUUGUGAGGUGCAGUGUAACUGUACCAUUACAAAACCCCUUGCAUCAUAACCUCAUUUUGAGCACAGUCCAGCUAAGCACUUUCCAGGGGAACACUUUUUAACACCCCCCCCCCUUGAUGUUGAGCCUUUGAAGAACUUUCACCAGAUAGUCAUCAAUGGGACUUUGAAAUGCUUUUUGACUGGGUUGUGCAUCUUUGUUUCUGUAUAACUGAUGACUUAUGUAAAGCCACUGUAACAUCUUCUGGGGUUGUUGUUGCAUCAAGAAACGAGUGGAAACACUGUCUUUUUUUUUUUUUUAAGGAAUGUGACAUUUUUGUCAUUUUUGUUUUACUUUUUCAGCACUAAGUGCCAUCUUUGGGCUCAUUUCAAACGAUAGUACACUUAUUUUCACCAGCCAACUUCAAGUGUGUGAGAAUAACCUGUGCUCUGUUCAGAGAGUUGAUUGAGUUAAUCCCCUUCCCCACUGACAACUUUUAACAGUGGUACUAAGAAUUUUAUUAUUUAAAACAAAUACACAAAACACUAUGUUGAUUUGGUUAAAGAAAAGACAUGUGAAGUUUACUUUAAAUCAUCUUAGCUGUAUAUGCAGGAUUUUUUUUGAUAAAGUAUUAAAAAGUUCUAUGACUACA